Molecule: messenger RNA, 2127 nt
Organism: Eufriesea mexicana
Lineage: Eukaryota; Metazoa; Arthropoda; Insecta; Hymenoptera; Apidae
Product: xylulose kinase
Exons: 12
Coding region: 433-2037 (534 amino acids)
Biological process (GO): D-xylose metabolic process; phosphorylation; xylulose metabolic process
Cellular component (GO): cytosol
Molecular function (GO): D-xylulokinase activity
Source: RefSeq, a predicted model, not a curated record
AGUAUCGACGGAAACUUAACCUCUCUUCGUAACGGUACGACGCGGAGAGUCAGUUGCGUACGAAAUGUCAUGGAAAUAUCGUAAGAGACCCGUAACGCCAGCUCCGCCGAUUUUCGUCGCGUAUUAAUCUGCCUUACGUAACGAACAGAGUUAUAUUAUUAAUAAUAACGAUAAGAUUACUCCCAUUUAGUCACUUUGCAACGCGUAUUGUACGCGAAACAGCGCGUAACGAUGCCUCGGCUUCUGCCGAGAACGAGUGUAGACCACGUACGGACUAGAACGUUCGAACAUUAGUUUCCUGAGCCUCAAACAAGCGUACGGACUCACAGUGAAGUGUAUCAGUUUUUCAAACCUGCCAGUUCUGUUGCAUCUUUGCUACGCUGUAUUUGUUCCACGAUUUCGUCGCAUUGCGUGUCAGUCUACGAUUGAAAUAUGGGCGCUGCUUCGAACGCGACAUACUUAGGGCUUGAUCUCAGCACGCAGCAGUUGAAAGCAGUUGUCGUUGAUAAUAAUCUCGCCGUUCUCCAUGAAACCAGUGUACAAUUCGACAAUGAUCUGCCUGAAUUUAGAACGUAUGGAGGUGUCAUUCAGAAAAAAGGAGAUCCGCACGUGGUCGUGGUUCCCACUUUAAUGUGGGUUAAGGCUCUGGACAUGAUCCUUGAUAAGUUGCGCGUGUGUGGCGUUGAUUUUAGCAGGGUGGCCGCCAUUUCCGGAUGCGCACAGCAACAUGGCACAGUUUACUGGGGCAAGGGCAGUCGAAAUCAGCUGCAGCAUUUGGAUCCUGCGAAAUUCUUGCACGGACAGCUGGUCACUUCGUUCUCGGUGACGCUGUCGCCUGUAUGGAUGGACUCCAGUACCACCAAAGAGUGUAAAAUCUUGGAAGAAAUCGUGGGUGGCCCUAAAAAAUUGGCGGAGAUAACGGGAUCACGGGCGUAUGAAAGGUUCUCAGGACCUGAGAUCGCAAAAAUAGCACGCACCAGGCCGGAAGCCUACGGCAACACUGAGAGAAUCUCAUUGAUCAGCAGCUUUCUCGCUUCCCUGUUUCUGGGCGAUUUCGCGCCCAUUGAUUGGUCGGAUGGCUCCGGAAUGAACUUGUUAAAUAUUCAUACGAAAGACUGGGAUGACGUCUUGUUAGAGGCUUGUGGUCCUGGUUUACGAGAAAAACUCGGAAAACCAGUUUCCUCGUGCAGCAAUAUCGGUGCAAUUUCGUCCUAUUUCGUCGAGAGAUUCGGCUUCGACGAGGCAUGCCGGAUAAUUGCGUUCACGGGCGACAAUUCAGGUUCUCUAAUAGGGAUGAGAUUGAAGGAAGGAGACAUAGCAUGCAGCUUGGGUACAAGUGACACUUUGUUUUUGUGGCUGAACAAACCAGAAACUGUUCUAGAAGGACAUGUCUUUUGCAAUCCUCUUGAUGAUGAAUCUUACAUGGCACUACUUUGCUUCAAGAACGGAUCACUGACUCGUGAAAGAAUACGGGAUAGCGCGGCACAAGGUUCUUGGCAGAUCUUCAACGAAUUACUGGAAAGUACUCCACGGGGUAAUUUUGGGAAUUUAGGUUUAUACUUCGACGCACAAGAAAUUUUGCCAUUUGUCAUUGGCGAUCAUCGAUUCAACAAAGCGAACGACGAGAUAUCGCGUUACAGCUCCAAAGAGGUUGAAGUGAGAGCUUUGAUCGAGGGACAAUUCGUUGCGAAAAGAGCUCACGCUGAGGAUUUUGGUUUCGUGAUUGGUCCAAAUACACGUAUUAUUGCGACAGGAGGUGCGUCUACAAAUAAAGCUAUACUGCAAGUACUCUCUGAUGUUUUUAAUUCACCGGUAUAUAUAUCGGAAGUAGCUAAUUCUGCUAUGAUGGGUGCAGCCUAUCAAGCAAAACAUGUUUUGUUGCAAAACGAAUACAACUUUGAUGAAAUAACACGCUGUUUGCCAGAACCGACACUCGUAUGUCGUCCUUAUGAUGACGCAGAUUCAAUAUAUAAAUCAAUGGUUGUGCGUUACCGAAAAAUCAUAGAUCAAAUUAAAAACAAAACAAGUACAAAAUAAAGUAUGUAAACGUCAUACGUAAUACAAGAGCAUUUAUGUCUUCGAUAAUGCAUAAUAUUAGUUAAAAAUGUAACAGAACCGUUGUACUUU